Molecule: messenger RNA, 1143 nt
Organism: Paramecium octaurelia
Lineage: Eukaryota; Ciliophora; Oligohymenophorea; Peniculida; Parameciidae
Source: the annotation of a GenBank genome assembly
UUUUAAAUGGCAGAAAGAGGUCAUGCUUUAAAACAGGAUAUAAGCAAACUGGCUUGGGAAGAGACUGAUUUUCCAAUUGUUUGUAAUAAUUGUCUUGGGGAGAAUCCCUACAUUAGAAUGGUAAAAAUAAAUGUUUAAUCAUUCUAAGCUCAAAGAUAGAUUUGGAAGGGAAUGUAGAAUCUGUGCAAGGCCAUUCACAACCUUUAAAUGGAAGCCUGGGAAUAACUCAAGAUAGAAAUAAACUGAAGUUUGUUAGACAUGUGGCAAAAUUAAAAAUAUUUGCUAAGCUUGUUUUAAAGAUUUAGAAUUUAACAUGGGAUUAUGCACAAGAGAUAAAUUUUUAGGAGAUUAAAAAAUUGAAAUUCCUGAACAUACAGCAAACAGAGACUAUUGGGCAGAAUAAGCUAAUCGUCAGAUCGAGAGAUUAAUUUUACCCUAUGAUAAGCAGUUGCCAAUGCUUGAUCAAAUACUCAAAGAGCCAAGAUUAGCAGAUGUAAAUAAUCAAUUAAAUGAUGGAAAAUCAGAACCAGCUAAUUAAAUAUAUGCAGAACCAUUAGAAAACCCUCAAGAUAUAGAUCUAUUAUAUAAGGAAAAGUUUGAAGCCAAAGGUUUGUUGCCACCUGAUGAUCCAAAAAUCUGCAGUCUAUAUAUUUCCCAUAUGACAGCCGAUAUCAAGGAAUCAGAUUUGAAGUAAAUCAAAUUUUUAUAAGUAGACAUCUAUUUUCAAAGUAUGGAAAACUAAAUUCGAUUAAAAUAAUGGAACAUGGUCAAAGUUGUUUCAUCAAUUUUGCAAAAAGGAAAGACGCAGAAACUGCUGUCAAUGCCUUAUAUAACAAUAUAAUAAUAAAGGAUGUCAUUUGUAAAAUACAAUGGGCUAGAGCUCCAAAUAAAAAAGUUCCUAUUAAAGGUAUUUGUUUUAUAAUAAUAACUAGAUCUUAUAUAAUCCUUGUAGCCAGAAGAGAACAAUAAAGCUCAUCCUCCUUAGGCUCCACCAUAAAAUAUUGAUAAGCGGUAGUAAUCUGAAGAUAAGUAUUUUAGAUAUAUAAAUAAUGUAGUUUAUUAAUAGGAUUACUUAAUACGCAAAUGACAUAUCCUAAUUAAAAUCCAUAUUAAAAGGGAGGUGUAAAUAAUAAAGACAUAUGA